UGAAUGGGAGGAUGUUGCCACAUGCGCGACAACCGUGAAAGGAAAGACACGUACACCUGCCCCAGUACCUACCAAAACAAUGUCCAGAUCAGUCGAUGAUCCCUGUGAAGGAUUGCCGAAUGGUAACUACCCCGACCCAGAUGAGUGCACCAGGAUUUACUCCUGCAGUAAUGGAAUCGCUUACCUCAUGGACUGUCCAGAAGAUCUUUACUACAACGAGAAGACGGAUCAGUGUGACUCCCCUGAAAAUGUCGACUGUGGUUGCAGCGACGGGUAUGAACAAUAUGAUCGCAAAUGCUACAAAGCGUUUGGCGAUAAGGAGCCAUACGAAGAAGCUUUUGCAACGUGCCGGGAUGAUGGCGGAGUUCUGGCCAUGCCACGCGAUGAGGGCACUCACGAGUUUUUGAUCCCCCUGAAGAAUAAGGUCGACAGCGAAGACGCCUUCUGGCUGGGGAUCAACCGGGUAGAAGGAGGGGAAUUCGCGUACUACGACGGGACCCCGCUGACCUUCCAGGCUUGGUACCCGGGAGAACCGAGCGACACCGGAGGUCAGGAGGACUGUAUUAUGUUUUAUGGCCCGGGAUGGGACAACAAGUGGAACGACAUACCGUGCUUUGGACCAGAACAUCCAUUCAUCUGCGAGAAAUUUUACCGAGUCUAGAGGGAAGGGGACCAGGUGAAUACGCAGAUGCAUCGUCCACUACCGAAACCGAGUCAACAUCAUCUAGGCUUUACCAGCUCUGCACCGUUUUCAUCAGCAUCUGUAUGUUUCUAGGCCUUGUCAUUAUUAUAAUCAACUUCUGCAUCUUUAUUCAACUUUAUAGAAAUAGACAAAGAUUACUUGGCGGGUUAUAACACUAU
Messenger RNA from Branchiostoma belcheri (Belcher's lancelet), 861 nucleotides. Its product is annotated as lactose-binding lectin l-2-like. Lineage: Eukaryota; Metazoa; Chordata; Leptocardii; Amphioxiformes; Branchiostomatidae. Bases 80 to 661 code for a protein of 193 amino acids. The record is from RefSeq and is a predicted model, not a curated record. The transcript is spliced from 5 exons. Gene Ontology annotation, cellular component: extracellular region. Gene Ontology annotation, molecular function: chitin binding.